GGAGACCACCGCACCGCUGAUGUCUUGUGAGUAAGUUGUUCAUCCACAGAAACUGAAUUCAUUCCGUUCUUGUUCGUUGACUGCAAAAGAGUUUCCAUCGGUUCUUCCACUUCCAUCAUCAUCGAAUCGAGAAUUAAAUUUCAAAAGAGAAAAAUAACUUAAAUAAGAAAAAAAGGAAGAAAAACCAACCAAGUGCGAAAGACUAAUUAAUUAAUUUAAAUUUAAAAAAAAGUGAUAAAAGCUCAGGAGCAAACAAAUCACCUGUGUCCAUAUCCGUAUCCGGAAAAAUCAAUCAACCUUAAAUUUAAACAAAAAAGAAACCUUUCCCACAACAACCAUGGACUUCAAUUUUUCUGAAUUGAAGCAGGAUACCCACAAAGCUAUGGACAACCCCCUCGAUCUGAAUUUAGGGGUUGAUAACAAGGCAAAAACUGCUGCUGCUGCUGAACCUGACCACUCCCCAAAAGAGGGCUCCGAAGGCAAAAAGUCCACUGGCAGUUCGCUGGACGACGACUGGCUAGUGCAUGUUGAUGAUUCCAAAAUGACCGAACAAGCAGCUGAUGAUUUUGGUGACUUCAUGACCACCGCCAAGCACAACAUCGCUGCUGCAUCAACUGACUUUGGAAAUGCCUUCAACGAAAAGUUUGAUAAGGCCGAGAAGGCCGGAAGUAACUUCAUGUCUGACAUGACCAGAGAUUUCAUGAAUGCUGAACGAGGUAUGUUUGGAUCUGCUCCAGCUCCAGUUCCAGCUGAACCUGCUGCUCCAGUUGUUAACCAAGUUGACAUCAAACCAGAACCAGUAAAAGAACCAUCACCAGCAGUACCAUUGAUUCCAGAAGCAGUAGCUCCUAAACCUGCUGCUGCACCAAUUGUACCAUCAGCUCCGGUACAUGAUGACGAAUCCGAUGAUGAUGAUGAAAAGCACUCAUCAGUGAAAAACCAAGACGAACAGAAAUCAUCUGGUAAAUUCUAUGAUGACUUCGCCGAUAAUGAUUCUCCAUCGAUAUCCUACAAUCCAUCGCCGAUCAAGAAGAAUCCAGUGGCCACAGCUCUCAAGGAGCAGGAGAACGAGAAAUUCAUCUCGUCUGAGGAUCUACUCGGCGACUUCAAGGACGAACGCACAGCAACUCCAGAAUUCAUCCAAUCGACCGCUGCUCCACACAAUCCAGCUUCUUCCGGUUUGGCUAUGGAAGAUGCCAGUGAUUUGUUGGGAAAUUUCACCAAGAGUACACCUGCAGUUGCUGAGGUUAAGAAACCCGAACCCAUUCAUCAGGAACCAGCUGCUCCUGAACCCAUCAAACCAGCUCCAAAAGUUGAGGAAAUCAAACAGAAGGAAGUCACACCACCACCAUCGCUUCCUAAGGCUGCACCUCCAGUUCCAGCUCAUGCUCCAACAUCGUCAGUUCCUCCGGCUGUGCCAGCCAGGAAAGCUCCAACACCCAAGCAGUCUCCAACCUCUGCAGGUCCUAAGAUUGUCUCGGUGGAAGAGAUUUUCUACAAAUAUGGUCUAGAUGUUUGGUUUAAGCCGGAACGUUUGCAUCCAAGAGUGGAAUCCUUAAUCUACUGGCGAGAUGUGAAGAAAUCAGGAAUCGUUUUCGGUGCUGGACUGAUAACUUUAUUGGCUAUUGCAUGCUUCUCAGUAAUCAGUGUAUUUGCAUACUUAUCAAUCAUUGCAUUAGCUGGUACAGUAUCGUUCCGUAUCUAUAAAACAGUGAUGGCAGCCAUCCAGAAAACAUCAGAAGGACAACCCUUCAAGGAAUACCUCGAACUCGAUUUGACCAUUUCCCAAGAGCGAGUACAACAAGUGGCUAGCGUUGCUGUUGCUCAUGUAAACGGAUUUACAGCUGAAUUAAGGCGAUUGUUUUUGGUUGAUGAUUUGGUUGAUUCACUGAAAUUCGGUGUUAUUCUGUGGUUCAUGACAUACAUUGGAGCUUGGUUCAAUGGCAUGACAUUGGUGAUGUUGGCCUUCGUGUCACUCUUCACUUUGCCAAAACUUUACGAAAGCAACAAACAAUCGAUCGACUCAUAUUUGGAUUUGGUCCGAACCAAGGUGACAGAAAUUACCGACAAAGUCAAAGUAGCCAUCCCAAUCGGCAAGAAGGCGCCAGUUGAGUCCGAGAAAGACAAAUAAAUCAUUUUCGCAGAUUUAAAACACAAAACAAAAAUGUUGAAUUAAACAAACAAAAAAAAAUAAAACAAAAAAAACAUUUAACUAUAGGAUAAAAAAACACAACAUUCAACAACUAUCAGCAGCAACAACAACAACAAAGAAAAAAAGAAUUGUAAUAUAAGUUGAUUACAAAUAUAUAUGUAUUACCAUCCAUACUCAUAGAUAUGUGUUUCUAUAAUUUCUUUUUGACGAUUCCUCUUAUAAAAACUUUAAUUAAUCAAAAAUAAUAAAAAACAAUAACAAUUUAAUUAAAUAAAAAGAAAAGAAAAGAAAAAAAAAACAACAUUUUAAAAAUAAGAGAGAAUCAUUUCUUAACAUCAAUCUAAAUAAUAAAAAAAAAAGAAUUAAAUAAAAUAUAAAAUUGUUACUUAAAAUGUAUUUUAUUUUAUAAUUUGCGCUCUUAAACUUGAUUUGUUGCAAAAAUAAUAAUAAAAAAAGAGACAACUUUAUUAUUAUAUACCCAUUAUUUUGUCCAUUUAGAUAUUAUAAAUAAAAAUAUGAUAAUAAAAAUGAAAAAGCAAAAUUAUAAUUUAAUUUAGUAGAAAAAAGAAUUAUUAAACUAAAGAGAACAACAACAACUUUAACAUUAUAUUAUAUUUAUAUUAUUAUUCUUCUCUUCCUAUUAUUAUAAUUUCUUCUUUUUUUUAAUUUGUAAUUAAAUUUGUUUUAAUUUUAACAUUAUACAAUGUAAAAAACAAAAACGAAGAAAUUCAAGUAAAAUGAAAACAAAACUGAAAAGAAAAGAAAAAGUAUUUCACAUUUUGCAUGAUUGAACUUUAUUUUUUGGGACAAUUUUAAGUAGACAAAUGUUGAUAUUUUGUGAAAAUAAUAAUAAAAAAAAAAACUGAAAAAAUACCGAAAUCAUGAAAUAUUUAAA
Molecule: messenger RNA, 3047 nt
Organism: Eupeodes corollae
Lineage: Eukaryota; Metazoa; Arthropoda; Insecta; Diptera; Syrphidae
Gene: Rtnl1
Product: reticulon-1-A
Exons: 6
Coding region: 338-2131 (597 amino acids)
Source: RefSeq, a predicted model, not a curated record